AAGUUGAACAGAAAAGAGAAGAAAAGAAAAGAAAAGAAAGAGCAGAAGGGUAGGGGUAGUUGAAAAGUUUGAAAGGGGUAAGACUUGCUACAGAGAAGCAUAUGCAAAAUCACAAUCUUACAAGGAAGGUGUCCUUAAGUAAGUUAUUAUAAGCCGUCAAUCUGAAAUCCAAAGCAUCUUAUAUUGUCUCCGAUUAUUUUGGUCGUGUGUCUGAAUUCCUCAUAUUCUUCCUUUUUCGUCAGCGCUAGGGUUUCGUCUCUCUCAAAAGAUCUAAGCAGAGGAAAAUUUCAUUGUUGAGGAAGUGUGUGCAUUAGGAAAUUUUUUGAUAAUGAGCAACUCUUGGGCAGAUUCAGUUGAGAAUAAUGUAGCUACUGAUAAUGUUGGGCCUAGUGGUGCUUCUGCUUCUACAAGGAGAUCAUCUUAUGUCCCACCACAUCUUCGCAACAAACCAAUAGCAGCAGAACCUCCUCUAGCUCCAUCGCAGGGUGGCCCACCUUCUGGAGGUUUUAAUGGACCAACUAGAUGGGGUGGUUCUUACGGACGCCAAGGUGGAGGCGGCGGCCGCGGAGGUGGUUGGGGUGGCAGAGGGGGUGGUUGGGGUAGAGACCGGGAAGUUAACCCUUUCGGUAAUGAUGCAGAUGUGGUCUUGGAGCAAUCAUUUGAUCAGGAGAAUACUGGUAUCAAUUUUGACGCUUAUGAGGAUAUUCCAGUGGAAACAAGUGGAGAAAAUGUGCCACCUCCUGUUAAUACAUUUGCAGACAUAGAUUUAGGGGAUGCUGUUAACUUGAAUAUUAGGAGGUGCAAGUAUGUUAAGCCCACUCCUGUCCAGCGAUAUGCAAUUCCUAUCUCCAUAGCAGGACGAGAUCUCAUGGCCUGUGCCCAGACUGGAUCCGGCAAGACUGCUGCCUUUUGUUUCCCAAUUAUUAGUGGAAUCAUGAGGGGGAAUUUUCCUCAACGGCCUCGUGGAGUCCGCACAGUUUUUCCCCUUGCUCUUAUUCUGUCUCCAACAAGAGAGCUCUCAAUGCAGAUACACGAGGAAGCUAAAAAGUUUUCUUAUCAGACUGGUGUUCGGGUGGUAGUGGCCUACGGUGGAGCCCCGAUUAAUCAACAGCUCCGAGAGCUUGAGAGAGGAGUUGAUAUUCUUGUGGCAACUCCUGGUAGACUGGUUGAUUUACUUGAGAGAGCAAAAGUUUCAUUACAGAUGAUUAGGUAUUUAGCUCUCGAUGAGGCAGAUCGUAUGCUGGACAUGGGAUUCGAGCCUCAAAUCAGAAGGAUAGUGGAGCAAAUGGAUAUGCCUCCACCUGGUAAAAGACAGACUAUGUUGUUCAGUGCCACAUUCCCAAAAGAGAUUCAGAGACUGGCAUCUGAUUUUCUUGCAAACUACAUAUUUUUGGCAGUUGGACGAGUUGGUUCUAGUACUGAUUUGAUUGUUCAGCGAGUUGAAUUUGUUCAUGAUGGUGACAAGAGAAGCCAUCUUAUGGACCUACUUCAUGCACAGAUGGCUAAUGGGGUACACAGCAAGCAAUCUCUAACUUUGGUAUUUGUCGAAACAAAGAAGGGUGCUGAUGCAUUGGAGCAUUGGCUGUGUAUUAAUGGGUUUCCUGCAACUGCCAUUCAUGGUGAUAGGACUCAGCAGGAAAGGGAGCAAGCGUUGAGAACAUUCAAGAGAGGAGAUACCCCAAUAUUAGUAGCGACAGAUGUGGCUGCUCGAGGCCUUGAUAUCCCUCAUGUUUCUCAUGUUAUCAACUUUGACCUUCCUAAUGACAUUGAUGAUUAUGUGCACCGGAUAGGCAGGACAGGUCGUGCAGGCAAGUCAGGAUUAGCAACUGCUUUCUUUAAUGACGGCAAUCUUUCGAUGGCCAAACCGCUAGCUGACUUGAUGCAAGAAGCUAAUCAGGAGGUACCUGAAUGGUUGACUCGUUAUGCGAGCCGUUCAUACGGAGGUAGAAACAGGCGGGCUGGCGGAGGCCGUUUUGGCGGGCGUGACUUCAGGAGGGAUUCCUCAUACAAUCGAAGUGGAGGUGGUGGUGUGAAUUACUAUGAUGGAGGUAAUAGUAGUAGUGGUGGUUAUGGCAAUUAUAGUGGGGGAUAUGGUCCUGGAGUAACUAGUGCUUGGGAUUAGCUUCUCAAACUUGUGAUACCUAUACUUUCCUGCAGUUGUAUUUACUCAUCAACAUAUUUGGAUUAUGAUAUUUUUCAGUGCGAAACAGGGUUGAGUUCUUGUUUUAUGGUCCUACAGGGGAAAACUGCAAGAUUGUUAUGGUAGUUAGAUUGGCAAUUGGAGAUAGCAGCUUUUGUCCAACAGUUCAAUGAUGCCUUUGUUUAAUAUAAAUUAUUUCCCUGA
This is a messenger RNA of Lycium barbarum (goji berry), 2344 nucleotides long. Its product is annotated as DEAD-box ATP-dependent RNA helicase 37-like. The coding region runs from base 329 to 2122 and encodes 597 amino acids. NCBI's taxonomy places the organism in Eukaryota, Viridiplantae, Streptophyta, Magnoliopsida, Solanales, Solanaceae. Gene Ontology annotation, cellular component: nucleus. The record is from RefSeq and is a predicted model, not a curated record. Gene Ontology annotation, molecular function: ATP binding; RNA helicase activity; RNA binding. The transcript has 7 exons.